GGAAUUUUUGUGUUAAAAUACAACAAAUUCCCAAACCCAAUCUAUAAAAACCCUAACCCUUCUCAUAAUUCUUCACAAGCCAUCGCACAAACCUACAAACCCUUCAAUAUCUCUCCACCAAUGGCUUCCAAGCUCUCUUCACCCAUUGCCCUCCUCCUCCUCGUCAACCUCCUCUUCUUCACUAUAGUCAGCUCCACGUAUGUCCCUUGCCCACCGCCGCCACCCAAGCCCCACAAGCCCACCCCUUCAUGGCAGCCACCAUCACUCCUCAAGUGCCCCAAGGACACCCUAAAGCUCGGCGUUUGCGCCUACUUGCUAGACGGUCUAGUGCACGUAGUGAUCGGUUCACCACCAAAAUCCCCAUGUUGCACCCUAAUCCAAGGCCUUGUUGACUUGGAAGCUGCUGUGUGCCUUUGCACUGCGGUGAAGACCAAAGCCUUGGGUCUCCAGAUUGACCUCUCAGUUUCCCUCAGCUUGCUUUUGAACUACUGUGGAAAGAAGGUUCCGUCUGGCUUCCAAUGCCCUGCUUGAAACCAAAUCCUUUCAUUUCCUUUUCUGGUUUCUUCUUCAAUUUUCCAUUUCAAUGUCGUGUUUAAAUAAUCAGUUUGGUCGUACGUCGUGUUAUGAUGGGUUUGGAAAUCUUCUCAGAAUUCCACCAUCUUUUUAUAGUUUCAUUACAAUGCAAUGUAACAUAAUGGUACGUAGUUUUUGCAAAUAAACAACGUU
Molecule: messenger RNA, 726 nt
Organism: Cucurbita moschata (crookneck pumpkin)
Lineage: Eukaryota; Viridiplantae; Streptophyta; Magnoliopsida; Cucurbitales; Cucurbitaceae
Product: 14 kDa proline-rich protein DC2.15-like
Exons: 1
Coding region: 121-531 (136 amino acids)
Source: RefSeq, a predicted model, not a curated record